UCCUGGCAGCGGCAGCCGCUUGUCUCUUCUCUCUCCCUCUCUCUCUCUCACACACACACUCACACACACACUCAGCACCAGCAGCAGCUCAUGUAGAACCACGUAGCACCGGCUUGCUUUGGAUUCUAACCAUCGACAGCAGCGGCCGGAGCGGCGAUGGAUCUCUUUGAAUUCGACUUUUUCAGGGACUGGGAGCUGGAGCAGCCGUGCCAUCUUGAGUCGGAGCGCAGCGCACUGAAGAGGAGAGAGUGGGAGAGGAGGAACCAGGAAGUCCAGCAAGAUGAAGACUUGUUCUCAACCGGAUUUAACCUCUUUGGAGAACCGUAUAAAACUAAUAAAGGCGAUGCUUUGGCCAACCGAGUCCAGAACACCCUGGGCUCCUACGAAGAAAUGAAAGACCUGCUAACCAGCCACUCCAACCAGAGCCACUUGGUGGGGAUCCCCAAAGGCAGCGCCGCCAGCAACAACCAGCAGCCAGCGGCGGGCUCCUCUGCCGACAGACCGGCCACGGAGUCCCAGCUGUUCAACGAGGCCUUGAGAGGAGCAGCGGGCGGUGGAGGAGGUGGAGAAGGAGCAGAGGGGAGCGGGGAGAAGAGAACGUCAGCCUCCAUGCAGCCGCCCGCCGUCAUCACGGCGUUAUCGACGGCCCCGCACCAGAACGCGAAGAAGUCGAGGAGUGUGGAGUGUUUGAAGGGAGGUCAAGCGACGGGCCUGGUGGUCGGGUCAGGGGCGGCGGGGCAAAACGGACAGGGGCCUGCGGCCGCCGCGGCCAGCCGGGGCAAAAUGGCUCUUUUAGAGGAGCAGCAGCUGCAAAGGCAUGAGGAGCUGUUCAGCUCUCUCAAAGAUGAACUGGGUCUGAAAGAGGAGUCCAGCCCUUCUUCCUCGUCUUCAUCCUCUUCCUCGUCCUCUUCCAGAAGGCAUUCGUCCAAAAGCCAUUCCCUAGCAGAUGGCGGCAACUUUCGGUCCUCCACUGUAGACGGCUGCCACUUUAAGUCUUCCUCCAGCGUGGAAAAUGGCGGCUCUUUCAAAACCUCCCCGUUCGAAAAUGAAACAAGUUCCCACCUUUCGUUGUCCUCCUCCCCGCUGGCUUCCACCUCUGUUCUGACGACCCCCACGCCCGGUCUGACCACGCCCACGUCCGGACUGACCACGCCCACGUUCCCACCCGGCUGCCUAUCGGGGAAGCCCAUCGCUAUUCAGCAGAAGCCCACGGCGUACGUUCGACCAAUGGACGGCCAGGACCAGGCGCCGAGUGACUCCCCGCAGCUGAAGCCCCCUCCGGUGGCGACAGAGGGGUUCAGCAGCAGCCAAUCUUUUGGAGGAACGUCUGGAAACGUGAAGAACAAACUGCCAAAACUGAACCUCAGCCACACGGGAGAGGUCAAUCUGCCAAACGACUCCAGCUGCGUUGAAGAGAUUUUGCGGGAGAUGACCCAUUCAUGGCCUCCUCCGCUCACAGCCAUACACACGCCCGGGAAAGCCGAGCAGACCAAGUUCCCCAUCCCAAACAAGGAGACCCAGCAUGUGACCUCAGCCUACAACACCCAGAAGAGGUGUUCGGUGCCAGCUAACAAACCCGCUGCUAAACCGUCCACUGCACCGCAGAAGUCGAUGCUGGAGGAUGACCUGAAGAUCAGCAGUGAUGAAGAUGAAGCUGAACAGCAGGUGUCUGACAAGACCAAAGCCAGAAGCGCAGCGCUGAGCGGUGCGUCGGGGAGCAGCAGCGAAUCAGAGAGCAGCUCUGAGUCUGACACGGACGAGUCGGAAAGCAGCUCCAGUGACAGCGACUACAACCAGGCUUCCCGCACAAACACUCCAGAGCCAGAGCCCCCUUCGACUAACAAGUGGCAACUGGACAGCUGGCUGAACAAAGUCCAGGCUCAGACCAAACCGCUGGUCCCUGCACAGCAGGAGCAUCAUGGCUCAGGCUCCAUCAGCCAGGAUCCGCAGACAUUUUCUCCCGGGAACGAAGCACCAGGAGUGGGAACCACUGCCAAGACCAAGCCCUGUGGGUCCAGCAGCACACCUGUUCCCACUGCUCCCGCAGCGGAGCACAAAGACAGCAGGAGCGCCUUCUGCCCGGGCAGGGAGAAGGCCAAAACCAAACUGGGCCAGAAGGCCUCAGGGGAGGGUCAGAGGUCAAAGAUGAGGCUGUCGCCAGGCCUGUUGUCGGGGCAGGAGGUCCCGGCGCCGAGGAGGAACACAACCGGGAAGAAGCAGCCGCGCCGGGCCGAGAGGUCCAGCAGCAUGGAGGAGAACCAGAACCAGGCGUGGAGUCGGACCAACCAGCACAGCCCUGCGGCGAGAGAGAAGGACCUGUUGCCCCCGCCUCCCCUGGAGCACCAGAACCCCCCCAGGCUGCGGGGGAAGCCUCUCAGUGGGAAGUCAGCCCCCAGGAAAGAGCCUCGCAGCGCCACCAGUUCAGCCACUCCACCAGCAGCGCUGCAGCAGACCCCCGCGCCUCUUCCUGCUGUCACUGUGAACCAGGAUAAGAGGAAACACAGAGGUCCCAGCACCAAAACCACACCGAAGUCCAGGGAAUUCAUCGAAACGGAUUCCUCCUCCUCCUCGUCGGAAUGCCAGUCGGACGGCGAGGAAGCCACCAAGAUCCCGUCUCUGCCAGCCCAGACGACGCGCUCGUCCAUCAGCGCCCAGAUGCUGGCCAACGCGCACAGCCACGCGCCUCUGCUCCCGUGCCUUGGCUCUGCCGCAGGGGCGGGAAGUCUGGGCGUGUUCACCGGAACUGGACUCCGAGUCAAAGACGGCGGUGGUGUCGGCAACGGCAACCUGUUGAGCAUUGGCAACAUAGGUGCUUCCUUUGGGAACUCUGUUCCAGAUCCCGGAGGGUCCGGAGGGCAGGGGAAGGAUGCGGAGCCUCCUUCACCACCGUCAAAUGCGGGACACGACGCGCCCCUGUCCCCUCUGAGGGAAUAUCACCAGGUUCAGAGUUUGUGGGUGAAAAUCGACUUGAGCUUCCUGAGCAAAGUGCCGGGGCAGACGGCAGGGGAAAGAGCCAGGAUUGUAGUUGUAGAACGGGAAGGGUACGCGGGGAGGGACAGGGAGAGGCAGAAGCUGAUGAAAGGGGAGAGACAAGAAGAAGAAAAUGAGCGUUUAGUGAAGGACAAAGAAAGGCAAGGAGAGAGGGAGAGGCAGGCGGAGAGAGACGACCGGGAGAGGUUUGGAUUUGGGGAAAGGGAGAGGACUGUGGCGAGGGACCGAGAGAAGAUUAGUCAGGGUAUGGGGGUACUGGAUAACCCCGCUGGGCAGGAGCAGGGCAAUCCCAGGCUGGCUGGGCGGACGGAGAGACUGGAGAGCGGAGGUAAACACAGGAGGCUGGCGGCCGCAAACAUGUUGGCUCCCUCAGAAAAACACACCAGCAAGAGCAAGAGGAAACACAAGUUGGACCACGGAGAAACGUCGCUCAAGUGUAAUAAGAAGCUGCGGCUGGACAAAGACUGCCUGCUCCUCCCACCAUGCAUCUCUCCAAUACACAACCACAAGAGCAGCUCUGCAGACGGCUCUCUGAACAGGAAGCAGACCCGGCGGCGUGACGACAAGCUGCUGCCCCCGCUGCUGUCGCCGCUGUCCGACGAGCCGCCCCGUAAGCGGGCCUGCGACGGCGGCCCCUCCCUCGCCGAGGAGGCCGGUGCGGUGGGGAUGCUGCCCUGCUCGGCGUCCUCUGCCACCGCCGCCGCUCCGUCGCACAGACACCGACGGGGCGAAGGGAAAGCAACGGCGCACAGUAGAAACGGCGGGGACAUGGACGCCCACUGCGAUAAACCUGGCGGAGAUGGUUACCAUGCCAACGGCCACUCGGACUCCGAGGUGUGGUCCGAGGUGAUGAUGGACCAGUCCGACCCGCGAAGACCGAGACUGUCGUUCACCGACACAGUCCACAGUGCAGAGUACUACAUGCAGGAAGCAAAGAGGCUGAAGCACAAGGCCGAUGCUUUGACGGACAAAUUUGGGAAAGCGGUGAACUACGCAGACGGCGCCCUCUCCUUCAUAGAGUGUGGGAACGCCAUGGAGCGAGAUCCACUGGAGGCCAAAUCGCCGUACACCAUGUACUCAGAGACGGUGGAGCUCAUCAGGUACGCCAUGAGGUUGAAGAACUUCACCAGCCACUCAGCCACCGUCUUGGAGAAGAGGCUAGCUGUUCUGUGCAACCGCUGUCUGUCUCUGCUGUAUCUGAGGAUGUUCCAUCUGAAGAAAGACCACGCUGUCAAGUACUCGCGCUCGCUCAUGGAGUACUUCAAGAAUUCGGCGAAGAGUUCCCAUCAGGCCCCGUCGCCUUGGAGGAGCAAUGGAAAAGUCAACGGGACGCCGUCUCCCCUCUCGCUCAGCCCGUCUCCAGCCAGCAGCGGAGGAGCGCCAGCAGCAGCAACGGGAGGGGGAGGGGCAUCGGGGUCGUCCGGUAGCGUGGCGAUCCCCCAGCGGAUCCACCACAUGGCCGCCAGCCACGUCAACAUCACCAACAACAUCCUGAGGAGCUACGAGCAAUGGGAGACGGCCGACAGGCUGGCCGCCGACAGCAGAGACUUCUUCCAGGACCUGGACUCGGCGAUGGGGGGGGCUCUGAGCCAGCAGAGCAGCAUGGUGGAGCUGGUGCGCUACAUCAGGCAGGGACUGCACUGGCUGCGCUCUGAGGCACAGCUGCUCUAGAGACUGGAGCAAAGCAACGGGAACUAGAGCUGACAUGAGACCCAUCCCACUGCGAACCCCUCAAACCACACACACACACACACACACACACACACACAAACACACAGACCAAGGAUGAUAACUGGGCCCAAAUCCCCCUGCAGUGAUCCAGGUGAAAUACCUGAGGAGACGCAGAACACGCCCAAACCCUCCGUUAAGAAAACCAACAGAAAGAAGCUGAAAGUUUUUUUUGUUUUUUUUUUAAGACGGAUCAUUUUCUGGACGAUAAGUGAGCGUCUGAUGUGAUUAAGGCGGCUAAAUGUGGCCAGAGAGCUGAGCGAGGAGCAGCAAGGUGUCAGUGAUUAGGUCUGGAUCUAAAGCCUCAGGCUGAUAUCGAUCCGGCUGGAGGAGAAGCCGUCCAAUCCAUCAGAUAAGGACCAGAGCGGUGAGGGGAAAGAGGCUGACCUAUGACCCCCACACACACACUCCCUGAGGCAGAAUCAAAGCAGGCCUGACUCAGUACCUCGACUGGAGCCGAAACCUGCCACCGUUGAGUCCAGACGGUUCUAAUUGGAUUUGUAUUACAUUGGAGUUAAACACAGAUAUUAAAAUAUUUAAAGUGAAAACUCCAAUUAUUCCAAAGUACAUUUUAGCACUUAUGGGACAUGUGUCAAACUCGCGGCCUGAGGGCCAAAUCCGAGUCUUUUAUGUGGCCCUCCAGACUGCAGAGGUGAUCACAACCUUUAACAAAAAGUUCUCAAAUAUUCAUCAGUCAAAUCAUUAUCAAAGCAGUUUUUCUGCAUACUGCCAAAUUGCAUCAAUCAGUCCGUCCAGGUUUUUGUGACGCCAUGAAAAUUCACAAGUUUGUUACAAAUUUUACCCAAAACGUUGAAAAACUUUAGGUUUAAUAGACUAACUCCGAGCUGCAGGUGGCAGUAUUUCUAACUUUUACUACACUGCUGCCUCAAAUUUACGUGACAUCAAGUUACAAGCCACAUGGUGAAUAAAGAAAAAAAAUACCAUCAGAUAUAAACUAAAAUAUUUUGAAAUUAGCUCAGAUUUUGAGAGUAAAAAAAUCACAAACAAUUUCAGAAUCUUGGAUGAAGAGUGAAUAGGUGUUCAAUAUGGUUACAUUUUAAGAACUUAUUGAACACAGAGACAGUUGUUAAUUAAUAUUUUUAACAAUUAACAGGUAUUAUCAGUUCGUUGUGGCAUGGUUCUGUGAGAACAUUCAUGACCUUGAUGCGCUCCAAAAUGAAAAUAGGUUUCACCUCCCUGAUUACAAAUCGUAGUUGCAUCAGAAAAUGAAGGAAGUAAGUGACACUGUCUCUUUAAUUACAGCUGCUGGCCUAAUGCAGUAACAUCUCAGAUUGGAAAUCUGAAAUAAAAGUGGAGGUUCCUCUGAUGACAUCACGUCAGGCACAGAGCAACUGAUCAGUUAUGAAGUUUUCUUACUGCUGUUUUUUUCUUAUUCUGAUAUUUUUAAUUGGAAACGCCACCAUUGCCAAAGUCAGCUUUUUGAACUUUAGCAGAAUAUCAACAAAGUUUUCUACACUUUUGUAAUGGAAAAGCAUCAAAGAAGCCAAACCACUUGCACAUUACGUACUUCAUAAUUCACGUCCAAAUGUGUUAACCACUUCUUUGCCGUAACGUUAGCACUAAGACAAAACUGAUUAUUGUGCCUUUUGUGAUGUCAUCACAAAAGGCACAAAAAUAAACAAAAAUAAACAAAAAGUUAAAUUAGCAGAGGUUUAUUCUUCAGUGCCCUUUUUAAAAAUUGUGCAUUUUGUGAAAUUCUAACUUAAUUGCCUGAUUGUAGUUUUGUUUCUCUGUAUUUAAAAAAAAAUUGCACAGGGUGGUUAAUGUUGUGUUACCUGGAAACAGAAGGAAGAACAGACAAAACGGCACAAUACAGACGCUACGAAAUGAAACAAGCUUUCUGGUGAAACAAGGUGUAAAAUGUGAUGUACGUCACUGCUGCUGGAAUUUAAGUUGCACUUUUUUUAGCUGUAGCUGCAGGAUUUACUCGCAUUAUUGAUCAAGACAGUAGCAUAUGAUAUUUGUCAUGACACAAGUGGAUACUGAGAUGUAUAGCCUUUCAGCCUGUUGGUCAUAAAGGGCCAACAGUGUCAUUUAUUUCCAGGGGCCUCAAAAACAAAACUAAUGCCUUCCAUUUGCCUUGUUAUCAUGGCAUAAAGCUACACCAAAACCCAAUUCUUAAAUUAAGGCCAGAAAUAUUCAAUAUUUUAUCAAUGCACCUUAAAUAUAGCUCAUAUGAGUAGUAAACAGCUUGGCUAACUUAAGAGCGAGCUAACCUUUGCUAGCUGGGAACUAAGCCUAGCUUAGUUCUCAUAGCUAAGCUUAGCUGGUUGCUAAGCUUAGCCUCUUAGCUCAUUCAGAGCUAAGAGGCUAGCUGCCUUGUCAAACAAGUUGGUCCUGGGUAAAAAAAAUUAAGUUUAUGGAGUAAACGCCACCAAAACAAGUUUCCUCUUCAUUAGCUCACUUACUGUUUCUGAUUAUGCUAAGCCUAGCUAGCUGCUAACAAACGGCUAACGUAACUAGCUGCCUUGUUUAUAAGUCACAGGAGCUGCUUCAGAGUAGAAAACGAAGGUUAGGGAGUAAACAAAACAGGCUCCCUGUUUACUUCUCCUCUGAACGAGGGCUUCUUCCAUCAAACACAACAACGGGUCUUUUGCCGGUCGUGGGCUUUUUGUGAAAUUUCUGCUCGGUUCUAGUUCCCAUAGUAACCCACCCACUAAGGUGUCAAACACUUACAAAAAGGGGGAGAAAAAAAACCCCAAAACUACUCGACAUGUAAUGAUUAGGUUCCAAUUAAGCCCCCCACCCUCCCACAUGCAGAGCGGGUGAAGGAGGAAGAUCUCCCGUCUGCUCCUCUUCUUCCCCCCCACCGAUGUCAAAGUGAAUCUGCGACGUUGUACAGCACUAGAUGAGGUCAGAUCAUCUGCUGGAUCCUCUUCUAGACGUUUCCCAACAUUCGUCGUGUUGUUGUUGUUGGUGUGUAUACGUGUACAGCUGAUUGUCAAGUCUAUCUAAAUCGUUGCUGAACAAUAAUGAUGUUUGUGUAACAUACUGUACAGAUUGUGACACCUAGAAGCUGUGUACUUGGGUGUUUGUUAUUUUUUAGUGUCUUGAGUCAAUGUGAAAGAAUGGAGAGGAGCGUGGGUUGUGUGUGUGUGUGUGUGUGUGUGUGUGUGUGUGUGUCCGUCCGUGCACAGGCUAUGGCUGAAGUGAUUUUUAACCCUUUGUGGUACAUUCAAAAGAUGAGUCCCCACUGUUUCUGUUGCUCAUUGUGCUACAAAAGCUUAAAAUCAGCUCUCUCCCCCUCGUACACUUUCUGUAAAUCCAGCACAUCCAGCAUGAGUUUCAUAAGUUCUGGAUCAUUUCACCAUGGCUGAAUGUGUGUGACAGGACGACGUGGAUGUGGGAAGUAAUUUUCACUUUAACAUGGAAAAAAAGAAAGAAACUCAAGUGCCUCUAUUUGUGUCCAGUUGGAAUUGCUCUAUUUAUUUAAAAAAACAAAGAAUGAAUCUAAAUAAUUUUCCAUACCAUAUUGGUAUAAAUAUGAAUUUUUUUUCUUUGUGUUUUUUUGUAUAAUCAGAUGUCUCCAUAAGCUUUUUUACUGGCGUUAUGACGCCAGGGGUUUGGCUUUAAGAUGAAAAAAUAAAAGCGUGUGAUUAAACGUGUUGAAUUAGCAUCCGUUGCUGUAUCCUGAUUUCUUGAUGAUUUGAUGAAGUUUCAGUUUUGUCUGAAAUGCCUGAAACUUUGAAAAUCAUUGCAUGCAAUAAAUGGUAGCCUCAGACCAACAAUUGCUUGUGUUCAUUUGGAGGAAGACGAAAAGAAAAAGCGUCGUGUUUUGUGUUGCGUAGUUCACUGGACGUGAGAAUGUUUUACGUGGCCUGGAGCUAGCUGCUUUAAAUGUGCAUUACUAAUGGUGGCUGUUUGGACGUUCAAGAACCUAAAACGCUUAAAAAGGCACAGUAAUGUUAUUUCUACCAACAACGGCAUUCUGUCCUCCCAGCGGUUUUUUUCUUGAUGCCUCAACAAGUAAAAAUGUUUUUCAUCUGCUGCCUGUUGAGUGACUGGUUUCAGGGUCAAUGGCGGAAAGUGUCAUUUUGUCAACAUUUGGCCAGCAUCUAAACUUCUCAUGUGGCAUGAAAAGUCCCAAAGUCUAAAAGGCAACAGGAAUGUUUUUCAAAUCAGAGUCCAGUUUGUCAUUUGGUCCGUUUGAUUUAUUAUUAUUUAUUCUUUAGUGAAUCUUCUGAUAAUGAAGGAAUCCGUUUUUUCUUUUCACAAGGUUGUUUAUGUUUAUUAUUGAGAUUUAUUUUCCAAAUCAAACUAAUUUCUGUAUUUGUAAAUGAACAAAAACUUCAACUUCAGCCUGGACACGACUGAUCUAGAGCAGCACGAAUAGAAAUAGGCGAGUAUUUUUUCAGUGUAAGGUUUAUAUAAAAGCUUUUCAAGAUUGUAAAUGACAUUUUCUGCUCAAAGUCAUUUAAUCGUGAAAUUACGAGUUCUCAGACAAUAAGACAUAUUUCUAUCAGACAUCAUAUUAUCAAAAACAUGAUCGUGAUAUAUUUUUUUUCCAUUUCAUGUUGUCUAUCCGGGGGACUCAGAUUUAGAACAAGUUGACCAACUUUGCAUUGGGUCUUGAAGGGAGCAUCACAUCCAUUUAGCGUUUUGAAACACAGCACAACUGGUAAAUAUUGGACUGAAGCAGCAAAUCAUUUUUAUGCGACGCAAUAUGACUUCAUCUAAUACGUUUUGGAAUCAGACUUGCUCAGCUUGCCCUGUUAUACUGCUGGCAUCUCAUUAAGGAUCUCAUUAGUUCUUGUUGCAUUAUCACAGUUGUCAACAAAUUUAUGAAAGACAGUGGUAAGAAGGAAACAUUAUUUGUGUAACAAUUACAAUGGGAAGUUUAAUGUGUGUUGCUAGCAGAUGGUGUCAAGUCAAUAAUGCUCUGAUCAUCUCUCCAGCAGUGACAACUUUUCACUGAUUGUAGUUUGCAUUUCAUUAAGUCCCAGAUCAAGCUUAUUAUUUCUAGAAAUAACCCCCAGAGAGGAUAAACAGUGUUGUGCUUUUAUACACAUUCAAAUGUUUGACUGUGAUGAAAAGUCAGCUGAUACGUGGAGGCAUCCAUUUUGAUGUUGGGAGUAUAAAUUGGCAAAGGGUUGAAAUGACCUUUAACCCCUGGGAGCAGCUGAACCGCUGAUUUAGCAUCUACUAUAUCACAGCUCAACUCUGAUGAAACCAGAAAUGUAGUUUGAACAUUUGUAUGCCUAAUUUUUACCCCUAAUAAAGCCUGCAUCCCCGUUUUGCACCCAUAUGUUGAAAACCUGAUACGAUUUGUGGAUAAAUUCAAUAAUUGCUCAGAUUUAAUACAAAGUAGUUUUGCGAUUUUCUGAAAAUUUAACAUUGCAUCUAAUUUCUGUUCAUCUCUGCUCUGAUCCCUUUUUGGACUAUUCAACAGAUAAAACCAAAAAUAAUUGUAAGGAACCCAUCUCUAAUAUUUAAAGGGGUCAUGAAACCUCUUUUCCACGCAAUAGGCAAACCUGUCAUUACCCCAAACCGUCGGGUGGUCAUAAAGAAUCGCUCUGUGCCUAAUCGCAUCUUUUCCGUCCUCAAACAGCAUGAAAUCCAAAUAAGACAAACGAAAACAACGCUGUGAAACGGCAGAGCAGCUAAAUGACCAACACUCUUGAAUAAAUGUUUUUAUUAACCUAGCUAACAGCUAGGUCUGUUGUUUACCUGCAAAGUGCAGCUAGUUCUUAGCUAGCUCAGCAAAGCUCGCUAAAAGCAAAUAGUAUGGAAUCUCAAAGAAAACAAACAAAUGCACAAAAUGGUAAAGUAGCUAAAUGACCAGCACCAUUCAGUAAAUGUAGCUUGUUGAUUAGCUGCCUGUUGUUCACCUAGCUCUGAGCUAGUUGAGCAAAGCUAGCUCUCUCAUUACUCCAGGCCUUCUCGUCUCCAGGCCUUCUCUAUCUUUUUGUCACAGAAGUAAAUAACUUGUCUCUUAUUAUUGUUGUGGAAGUUGAUUCUCACAAAUCCUACAUUUGAAUUGCAACCAAAUUAAGCUAGUUUUAGCUAAUUGCUGCAUGUAGCAUAUUUCUGCUCACCUAGCCGACAGCUAAAACCGACCCCGUUUUUAAAAAAAAAAAAAGAUUUUUAUUUGAGUGAAAUUAAUUUGCAACUCCCCAUUUCAAAAUAUGGCGGCUUUAGAUUUCAAAAUGUUAAAACGUGACUUUGAAAAUGUGAGACUUCUGGCUAAUGUUGCUAGAAUGGCAUUUGCCCGUCUUCCAGUCCGUGGCCAUUUAUUGCAAAGUACAACAGUUUCAUGUCUGAAUUAAUGCACUGAAAUCCCAGACAGUGACUCUGAAAGCGGCUCCAACUCUUCAUGUCGCUGUGAUCAUGGAUUUAUAUCCUGCUCAACUUGAAGGCUCCGGUGCAGCCACUAGUGGUUUUGCAGCAGCAGCAGCAGCCUGGUGACUCUGAUCUGGUCUGGGAGCGGAUCCGACCAGAACCACUGGCUGAGCAGAUCAAAGAUCAGUGCAGGUCGCGGCCGAGGUCACGUCAAUCCAACGCCGGUUUGUGUCGUAUCCUUCGAAACGUGUCGCACAAUCCUCCACUGUUUUCUUUCUUUUUUCUACCAGUGCUAUCUUUUGGGCCUUUUUUUCUAUGGUUCUUUUUUUACAAUGAAGUUGUUCUAUGUGAUGAAGACGAUGACGACGACGAUGAUCAAAAAGUUGUGAUGCAGUUCCGUUGUUUUUAAAUAUUUAAUGUAUCUGAAAUAUGGAUUAAAACCUGUUUG
Poeciliopsis prolifica (blackstripe livebearer) is the source of this 11467-nucleotide messenger RNA. RefSeq names its product AF4/FMR2 family, member 2 (gene aff2). The record is from RefSeq and is a predicted model, not a curated record. The coding region runs from base 157 to 4662 and encodes 1501 amino acids. NCBI's taxonomy places the organism in Eukaryota, Metazoa, Chordata, Actinopteri, Cyprinodontiformes, Poeciliidae. Gene Ontology annotation, molecular function: G-quadruplex RNA binding. The transcript is spliced from 26 exons. Gene Ontology annotation, biological process: regulation of RNA splicing. Gene Ontology annotation, cellular component: nucleus; nuclear speck.